Messenger RNA from Mytilinidion resinicola, 863 nucleotides. RefSeq lists its product as uncharacterized. The transcript has 2 exons. The record is from RefSeq and is a predicted model, not a curated record. The coding region runs from base 96 to 863 and encodes 255 amino acids. NCBI's taxonomy places the organism in Eukaryota, Fungi, Ascomycota, Dothideomycetes, Mytilinidiales, Mytilinidiaceae.
CAGCACCACUUCUUUCAAUCAAGGCCUGGUCGGAUUUAACGACUUGAACCCCACACAACUCAAUUCUGUUCCCCUCAAGCUUGGCCCAUAUCACAAUGGACAACGCCCGAGGAAGCUCCAUGCCUCCUUACACGCCUAUAUCAAGUCAGACUCCACCACUCCCUCCUUCUUCCCCGGAGAUUGAGAAUCCCCUAGAACUCAAUCCGUUCAGUGACGGGUACCACGCCUUCGACAACCAAGUCCCGCCCCUGACGCCUACACCGGAACCAGAGCAAGACGAAGAGCAGUUCCCAUCUCUUGACGAGUUUUGGGCUAUGAUAGAGCAACCCCGCCGCGAAAAUACGCCUCUUCCCAAAUACUCGCCAUUGGAGAUCAAGCCUCCCUCAUAUGACUGCCCUGCAGACGAGCACGUGCAUCAAGGCGUGUGGUACUGCCACAACACCCUGCAGCUCAUCUCCUGGCCUGAGGCUAAGAAGUUAAGAUCUUUAGACUUCAGUAGAUGGACAGAUAAAGGAGGCGGUAGAUCUGCGAUGGAAUUAGGGUACUUGGCCGUUUGCCCCGACUGCGGGUUCCUGUGGGGUGCUAGUGUGCCGGAUGAGACGCCAGGACUUCGCCAGUGGGCGAGGAACGUUGUGAAGAAAGGAAUUGUGAAAGUGCUCAAUGGGGUAUUCGAGAAGCCUAAUAAAGGCUAUGAAAUUGGUCCAGGCCUGAUGGGCUGCGCCUGCGGCGGAACAUUCGCGAACGAUUGGACUUACUUCCGGAUUGUUGGGGAAGGCCGCUUCGAUCCGAUUGCGACAUCGAUGCGGGUGUUGGAGAGGUUGGAGAAUGAAAUGCCGGAAGGGGAGCGGGUUGCUUUGUAUUAA